AUGAGUGCACGCCAGUUAGCUGGCUCGAGUGGACUGUCGGAUCAGGCCGUUUUGUCAAAACUGCUGAAGAGAAAGGUAAGAUCCACUUCAAGUAUUUCAUCGAAAGACGGGACAAAUGAGAAAAAGAGAGCGAGUUCAAACAAUUCUGUGAUAAAAACAACAUCAAAAAAUCGUAACCAAAAGCAAACAUAUGUUAAUUCACAUAACCUCCCUAACUCCACGAAUACUGAAAUGAAUACUUUAAUUAUUGAAAAUAAUAACUCUGCGACCCAUAUCAUUGAAUCUAUACUAGAACAUGAUGCUAACAACACUGGAGUACCAGAAAAUGUUGUUCAGAGUUCAAAUGCAACAAAUGCACCAUCAACAAUAAAUGGUAUCCCUAACGUUCCGGUCAGUAAUAGGUUUGAACCUCUUUCUACGGAAAUGGAAGACGAACCUGACGAAACAAUAGUUACUCAUCAACCACCUCCAAUUAAAAUAAAAGGCAUAACAAACUUCCAAACUCUCUGCACGAAUUUAGUAAGCCUUUUAGGAGAAAAUAAUUUUGAAUAACACCUGCCUCCAGAGGCGGAACACGACCGACUUACUUAUACCGUCCCUAUCUCGCAAAAACUACACAACACGACUUACGCACAGGCAACGUGUACUAAAACUACAUAUCACAACACAACACCACAAUUCACAACUGCUCAAACAACGAGUGUAACUCCUCACUACGCAAUCUCUCACAAUAUAGCUCCUCAUCAUACAACUCAAAUUACAAAUCCCAAAACUUCAAAUGAAUCUUCUCGUUAUGUAAUCCCUCACAAUAUCAUUCCUCAUCAUGUAGCUCCUCAAAUUACAAAUCCCCAAACUUCAAAUAUAUCUCCUCACAAUACCAUUCCUCAUCAUACGACUCCUCAAAUUACAGAUCCUCGAACUCCAAAUGUAUCUCCUCAAUACACUACUUCUCAUACUACAAGUAUAACUCCUCAGCACUCAAUAAACCAAACGAGUAUAAUCCCUGACCGUUCAAGUUUACCCGCGAGGUCUGGAAGUGCUCUCCAUUGUUCACCUCGACAUACAAACACCACCUGGACCAUAACAGGUGAAGAAAAGGCGGACGAAUUUGCAAAACACCUGACCCAGGCGAAACCCUUACUGGUUGAGCAGAAAUUCGUAACGCCAGCGCUGUGCUGGAAGAUUGAAGAGGCCUGGUUAGGCAUUGGAUGGGAUUCUGUUGGCUAUGAUUGCCUCGUACGUGUACCCAUCGUGUACCCUUCACGUCGCUCGAAAAGAUAA
Molecule: messenger RNA, 1281 nt
Organism: Nezara viridula (southern green stink bug)
Lineage: Eukaryota; Metazoa; Arthropoda; Insecta; Hemiptera; Pentatomidae
Source: the annotation of a GenBank genome assembly